Molecule: messenger RNA, 1475 nt
Organism: Aspergillus sclerotioniger CBS 115572
Lineage: Eukaryota; Fungi; Ascomycota; Eurotiomycetes; Eurotiales; Aspergillaceae
Product: fumarylacetoacetate hydrolase family protein
Exons: 4
Coding region: 366-1241 (291 amino acids)
Molecular function (GO): catalytic activity
Source: RefSeq, a predicted model, not a curated record
GCCUGAUAGUCGAGCCAUUGGUGCCGUGCAGAGGUAUCUGAUUUGAAGUGCAAAUGUUGAUUAUGCUGCAUCACCAGGUUGAAGAGUUGCACAUCGGAAGUGCAAAACAUGCCUACUAGCUUGGUCGCCCCGGAGGUUGCCGAUCCGCUUACCCCAUACGGAGUAGCCAAGCUUCCAUCCCCUUCCGGCCGAGAAUGCUGGAGCCGAGUUGAACUGGAACAGGUCCAUAUUUUCGCCUCUAUCUCGGUAAAUAGUUUGUCAGAUCCCAGAGCCUGACUACGGUCAUAAUCCUCACUAUAUUCUCAUUGUAUAUACUACCCACGGAUACUGGCCUGCUCUACAUACCCUACAUUACCUCUGAUUAUAUGGCUACUAGUACCUUUUCUCGUCUCGUUCGCUUUCUAGCCAAGGACGGCCACACUUAUUACGGAGACGCCAUUUUGUCGACGGGCGUUUCCGACAUUGCUCAGGCUACCAAGGCACGGGUCAUCCAGGGUGACAUAUUCGGACAAUAUCAUGUCACAGACAAAGUGGCCGAGAUCAAAUUACUGUUGGCACCACUCGCGAGGAAAGACAUCGGGGCCGUGCGUUGUUUGGGACUGAACUACGAACAACACGCUAAAGAAUCAAAUCUACCUUUACCGAAGUUUCCUGUUCUUUUCUACAAACCCGUCACAUCUAUCACGGGUCCGAUUGACGACAUUCCGGUUUCUCGCAUGGCUCAACGAGGCGAAGGUCUGGACUACGAAUGCGAAUUGGUUGCUGUGAUUGGCAAAGAAGCCAAAGAUGUGUCCGAGAGUGAAGCCCUGGAUUACGUCCUUGGUUAUGCCGUAGGAAAUGAUGUCUCUCACCGUGAAUGGCAACUAAAACUCGGCGGAGGUCAAUGGGGGCUGGGUAAAGGCUUCGACGGAUGGGCACCAUUCGGGCCAGGUAUUGUGUCUUCGAAGAUGAUUCAUGAUCCGAACAGCUUGCACAUCUCGACAAAACUGAACGGCCAGACGGUUCAGUCUUCGUCAACUAAGGAUAUGAUUUUCAAUGUAGCCAAAACAGUGUCAUUCUUGUCUCAAGGCACCACCUUGUUGCCCGGCGACGUGAUCUUCACGGGGACGCCUCAAGGUGUUGGCAUGGGUCGAAAACCUGCACUCUGGCUGAAAGAUGGCGAUUUGAUUGAGGUCUCCCUCGAGGGUGUCGGUUCAUGUGUGAAUCGCGUUGUGUUCGACAAGCCCUCUUCCAAGCUUUGAAUGAGUAGCUACUAGACAGUAUAUAUUACAGAGUCUACUGGGUGUGGGAAUGAAUCCCUAGGAAUCCACCGCACAUUGUGGCAUUUCAACCAACUAUCCUGAGGAGUUUGUUCAUCUUGGUCUUGAUAUACAAAGACUUACAAAUAAGUAGCGGUGUCGGCAAACAUGAUUUCUUGGAUUUGUUCUAUUAGUUAAGUAGCACAGUCAUGGUUCCAAUGCCAAAUCCUAGUUAAC